This is a messenger RNA of Tetrapisispora phaffii CBS 4417, 762 nucleotides long. RefSeq names its product 40S ribosomal protein uS2 (gene RPS0A). The transcript is spliced from 2 exons. Gene Ontology annotation, biological process: ribosomal small subunit assembly; cytoplasmic translation. Gene Ontology annotation, molecular function: structural constituent of ribosome. NCBI's taxonomy places the organism in Eukaryota, Fungi, Ascomycota, Saccharomycetes, Saccharomycetales, Saccharomycetaceae. The coding region runs from base 1 to 762 and encodes 253 amino acids. Gene Ontology annotation, cellular component: 90S preribosome; ribosome; cytosolic small ribosomal subunit. The record is from RefSeq and is a predicted model, not a curated record.
AUGUCCUUACCAGCUACUUUCGAUUUAACUCCAGAAGAUGCCCAAUUAUUAUUGGCCGCUAACGUUCACUUAGGUGCCAGAAACGUUCAAGUCCACCAAGAACCUUACGUUUUCAACACCAGACCAGAUGGUGUUAACGUCAUCAAUGUCGGUAAGACUUGGGAAAAAAUUGUUUUAGCUGCCAGAAUUAUUGCUGCUAUUCCAAACCCAGAAGAUGUUGUUGCCAUUUCUUCUAGAACUUACGGUCAAAGAGCUGUCUUAAAGUACGCUGCUCACACCGGUGCUACUCCAAUUGCUGGUAGAUUCACUCCAGGUUCUUUCACCAAUUACAUCACCAGAUCUUUCAAGGAACCAAGAUUAGUUAUCGUUACUGACCCAAGAUCUGAUUUCCAAGCUAUUAAGGAAUCUUCUUACGUUAACAUCCCAGUUAUCGCUUUAACCGAUUUAGACUCUCCAUCUGAAUUCGUCGAUGUUGCUAUCCCAUGUAACAACAGAGGUAAGCACUCCAUCGGUUUAAUCUGGUACUUAUUAGCCAGAGAAGUCUUAAGAUUAAGAGGUGCUUUAGUUGACAGAACUCAACCAUGGACCAUCAUGCCAGAUUUAUACUUCUACAGAAACCCAGAAGAAGUUGAACAACAAGCUGCUGAAGAAGCUACUACCACCGCUGAAGGUGAAGAAGCUGAAGUUACUGAAGAAGUUGCUGAAGACCAAGCUGAAGCUUCUGAAUGGGCUGAAGAAAACACCGAAAAUGCCAGCUGGUAA